UUAAAUUUUCAUAUGUCUAGUUGAUUAUAAAAAUUUAAAUUUCUGUUUGCUUUAACUUACUUCACAUGUUUCUUGAUACUUUUUAAAGCAACACCAUUUAUGGUGAUUUUUCAUUAGUGGUCUGCAACUCAUCACCGGUCUAUUUUCCGGUGACUUUAGGCCAACUUUUCUGGCUUUCGUGUUCGUAAUCGUAAACCCGUGUCUCGUUUGUUCCUACAAAAGAAGUUUGAAGGUUUUAAAGUGAAACCCAAUUCAAAGUUUCAAUCUUUUUACUGUUUCAACAUGGCAUAUGCAAAUUCAAGAUCAGUCAGAUUUCAAGAUGAUGCUGGGCUAUUAAAACUUCCUCCUAUGAAAAAAGAUAAUUUGUUUAAAGUUAAAUACAAUCUUGAUGGCAAGCAAAUUCCGGAGCAAAGAAUUGAAGAAAACAGACAAUCGUUGAAAUCAAAGGUUCUAUCUCGAGUUUUCUCUGAAGAUUAUGAGAGGGAGAAAAGGAAAAUCUUGGAUCCUAGAGGGCAUACAAUUCGAAAGUGGAACCAUAUUUUCUUGAUAGCAUGUUUAAUCUCCUUGUUUGUUGACCCUUUAUUCUUUUACUUGCCAUCUGUCCGUACCGAGAACGUUUGCAUCCAUAUCGGGAUUACCCUUGAGAUCGGUCUUACUAUUGUGAGGUCAAUAGCAGAUCUUUUUUACAUGUUUCAUAUCUACGUUAGGUUUCGUACUGCCUAUGUGGCACCAUCUUCUCGUGUUUUUGGAAGAGGCGAACUUGUUAUAGACUCUUCCAAGAUUGCUAAAAAGUACAUCAGAGGAGGUCUUUGGAUUGACGUCCUUGCUGCUCUGCCUCUUCCACAGCUGCUAAUCUGGGUGAUCAUACCGAGUCUAAGUGGCUCAACCAUGGCUAACACAAAGAACGUUCUUCGGUUCAUUAUAAUCUUCCAAUACCUCCCGAGACUCUAUCUUAUAUUUCCUUUAACAUCACAAAUCGUCGGGGCUACAGGUGUUGUCACUGAAACAGCAUGGGCUGGAGCUGCUUAUAAUCUGAUGUUAUUCAUGUUAGCAAGUCAUGUUUUAGGAGCUUCUUGGUAUGUUUUAUCGAUAGAGAGACAAGAAGCCUGUUGGAGAGACCUGUGCAUUCGUGAGGAUCCAACUUGUGAGGAUAAGUUCUUUGACUGUGAAAGAUUUCAUGACAAUAACAGAAAAACUUGGUUCCAAUCAAGUAAUAUCUCAAAGCAAUGUGUCCCCACAAGUGGAUUUUACCCGUUUGGUAUCUAUGGUGAAGCUGUCACAUCGGAAGUUACAUCAGCUUUGUUCUUCAACAAGUACUUCUAUUGUCUUUGGUUUGGCUUGAAGAACCUCAGUUCUCUGGGACAGAAUCUUUCAACGACUACAUAUGUUGGAGAAAUCCUUUAUGCAAUCAUUAUAGCUACCGUGGGGCUAGUUCUCUUUGCUUUGUUGAUCGGAAAUAUGCAGACAUAUCUUCAAUCAACAACCAUCCGCUUAGAAGAAUGGAGGAUCAGGAGAACUGAUACAGAACAAUGGAUGCGUCACCGGCAACUGCCACCUGAUCUCCGGCAAGCUGUUCGUAGAUACGAUCAGUACAAAUGGGUGGCUACCCGAGGAGUUGACGAAGAAUCUCUUCUCAAAGACCUUCCUCUAGACCUUCGACGAGAUAUCAAACGGCACCUUUGCUAUGACCUAGUUCGACGAGUUCCGUUGUUUGAUCAAAUGGACGAAAGGAUGCUUGACGCGAUAUGUGAGCGCCUAAAACCAUCAUUGUGUACACAAGGCACAUGUUUGGUCAGGGAGGGUGAUCCAGUGGACGAAAUGUUAUUUAUUAUUCGUGGAAACCUUGAUUCAUACACUACAAAUGGUGGCCGAACAGGGUUUUUCAACUCGUGUAAAAUUGGUCCUGGUGACUUUUGUGGUGAGGAGCUUCUAACGUGGGCCUUAGACCCACGACCAAGUGUCGUGAUUCCCUCCUCUACUCGAACAGUAAAAGCCAUUUCUGAAGUAGAAGCUUUUGCACUCAUUGCUGAGGAUUUAAAGUUUGUUGCAUCACAGUAUAGAAGAUUGCAUAGUAAACAACUAAGGCAUAAGUUCCGGUUUUAUAGCCACCAGUGGCGUACUUGGGCAGCUUGUUUCGUGCAAGCUGCAUGGAGGAGGUAUAAACGAAGGAAAUGUGCAAGUGAACUCAGGGCUCUUGAGAGUUUUGCCAGUGUUGAUUAUGAGCCAAAUGUUAGUCCACCAAUGCACAUGGGUCAAAAGGUUGGACCCGAGCCAGGGUUUGGCGCUCAUAGCGCGAGUACAAGGAGAUCUGGGAACUUACACUCGGGGUCGAAAUCAAGUAGUGUUAGCUCCUUACAGAAACCAACUGAACCUGAUUUUUCAGUAGAAGAAUGAUUCAUUACAGAUAGAAACACUUUAUAGAUAGAGAGCAAAAUAAAAAAAAAUAAAAAAAAUUUGAGUAUAUCUCAAUACUUAACUUCAUUACAAAAAUUAUUAAAUAUCUUUUUUCUGAAACUUCAUAAAAGAGUUGACCUUUGAUGUUUGAAGAUAAAUAGAAAGUAACUUUAGGAAAGCUGUGAGAGAUGAAGUAGGUUCAAAACUUCAAAUUGUAAAUAGAUAUGAUUAUUGUACUUGUAAAUUUGGUUGACACAGCAUCUAUUUUAAUUAAUUCUGUGUUUGUGUAUUUACUAUUUUACUGUAUGGUAAAUUUUGUGUUUGGAUUUGUGUUUUAAAGUGUUGAUAAUUUUACAUGAAUAUAUAAACAUAAUCCUUUCUUCUAGUUAUCAA
This is a messenger RNA of Erigeron canadensis, 2787 nucleotides long. RefSeq names its product protein CNGC15b. Gene Ontology annotation, biological process: potassium ion transport; transmembrane transport. The coding region runs from base 283 to 2394 and encodes 703 amino acids. The record is from RefSeq and is a predicted model, not a curated record. Lineage: Eukaryota; Viridiplantae; Streptophyta; Magnoliopsida; Asterales; Asteraceae. The transcript has 7 exons. Gene Ontology annotation, molecular function: voltage-gated potassium channel activity. Gene Ontology annotation, cellular component: membrane.